Rubroshorea leprosula is the source of this 2540-nucleotide messenger RNA. The record is from the annotation of a GenBank genome assembly. NCBI's taxonomy places the organism in Eukaryota, Viridiplantae, Streptophyta, Magnoliopsida, Malvales, Dipterocarpaceae.
AUUCGUUGCUUACGAUCUCUCUCCAAUGAGAAUCCACUAAUCCAGCGUUACAAAGGCCUUCGCAUAUUUAAUUGCCCCCUUCCUAUUUGAACUUCAGUCCAACAGAAACCUUCAAUUGAACGAAUCCACGGAGGGAAAAGCUUUACUAUUUGGAACUCGCUUCUGCAGUUGGUUAUGGCGCUCAAUCUCCGCCAGAAACAAACAGAAUGUGUAAUACGAAUGUUGAAUCUGAAUCAACCUGUGAACUCAACUGGGACUGCCAAUGAAGAGGUUUACAAGAUUCUGAUUUAUGAUAAGUUUUGCCAAAAUAUUUUGUCCCCAUUGAUCCAUGUUAAGGAUUUGCGCAAACAUGGUGUUACGCUUUACUUUCUAAUUGACAAGGACCGGAAGCCUGUUCAUGAUGUCCCAGCAGUGUAUUUUAUUCAGCCUACUCAAUCCAAUAUCCAGAGAGUGAUAGCUGAUGCUUCACGGUCACUUUAUGAUAGCUUCCACCUGAACUUUUCUUCAUCCAUUCCUAGGCCGCUUUUAGAAGAUCUUGCAUCUGGGACCUUGAAUUUAGAUUCAAUUGAUAAGAUUUCAAAGGUCCAUGAUCAGUACUUGGAGUUUGUUACAUUAGAGGAUAAUUUGUUCUCGUUGGCACAGGAGUUUUGUUAUGAGCAACUGAAUGAUCCAUCAGCUGGGGAUAGAGAGAUUGAGGAGAUUAUUGAAAGGAUAGUCAGUGGAUUAUUUUGUGUUUUGGCUACGCUUGCAGUGGUGCCAAUUAUAAGGUGCCCACAUGGUGGGCCUGCUGAGAUGGUCGCUUCAGCAUUGGAUCAGAAGCUAAGGGAUCAUUUGUUGUCAAAGAACAAUUUAUUUUCUGAAGGUGGAAAUUUUGUUGGCUCAUUUCAACGUCCAAUUUUGUGUAUCUUUGAUCGGAAUUUUGAGUUAUCUGUGGGUAUACAACAUGAUUUUAGAUACCGCCCUCUUGUGCAUGAUGUUCUUGGCUUAAAGCUUAAUAGGUUGAGCGUGCAAGGGGAGAAAGGUGGGAUGAAGUCAUAUGAACUGGAUAGCUCAGACCUAUUUUGGGCAACAAAUGGAUCAUUGGAAUUUCCUGAAGUUGCUGUGGAGAUCGAAACUCAACUGAAUAAGUACAAGAAGGAUGUCGAUGAGGUUAAUAGAAGGACCGGUGGUACUGGUGGAGCAGAGUUUGAUGGGACGGAUUUAAUUGGGAACACAAAGCACCUGAUGAAUGCGGUUAACUCCCUGCCUGAGUUGACAGAGCGGAAGCACGUAAUUGAUAAGCACACAAACAUAGCAACUGUGUUGUUGGGUGAGAUCAAGGAGAGAUCUCUUGAUUCCUAUGCAAAGAAAGAGAAUGACAUGUUGAUCAGGGGAGGUAUAGAUCGGAAUGAAUUAUUGGGUGUACUUAAAGGAAAAGGUAACAAGAUGGAUAAGUUGCGGUUUGCGAUAAUAUACCUUAUUUCUUCAGAAAACAUUAAUCCAUCUGAAGUAGAGGCAGUGGAAGCAGCUCUUAGAGAGUCUGAGGUAGAUACUAGUGCAUUUCAGUAUGUGAAGAAGAUCAAGUCACUGAAUGUUUCAUUGGCAUCAGCAAAUUCUGCAAGUAGAAGUAACAUUGUUGAUUGGGCUGAGAAACUCUAUGGGCAGUCAAUCAGUGCGGUCACUGCAGGUGUUAAGAACCUCUUGGCUAGUGAUAGACAGCUGGCAUUGACAAGGACAGUGGAAGCUUUGAUGGAGGGGAAGCCAAACCCUGAAAUUGAUUCUUAUCUUGUAUUUGAUCCUCGUGCCCCUAAGUCAAGCUCUGGAACUAGUAGCAGUCAUCUAAAAGGACCAUUUAAAGAAGCUAUUGUUUUCAUGAUUGGUGGUGGUAAUUAUAUGGAGUAUGGUAGCUUGCAAGAGCUUGUACAGCAUCAGCAGCCAGUCAAGCAUGUUAUAUAUGGUACAACAGAAAUUUUAACCGGAUCCGAGUUUGUUAAGCAGCUUGCAUCACUGGGGCAUAAGAUGGGUUUGAACAAUAAUAUUGCCACUUCAUCAAUCCAUUAAACGAUAGCCCUUUAUAUACAAUAUCAAGAAAUUGUUAUUUGCUGGUUGCUGUAUCAAGGAUGCAUGGCAGGAAUUGAGACUGUUAUUGAUCCAAUAUAGAUUUGAAGCCGGUUUUCAGAAAAUUGAUGCUACUAUUUGGCCCAUGCCGUGGAUUCUUGAUAGUUAGUCUCCUUACUGGCUGUUCAUGUAGAACAAUAGAUUUUCGACUUUUAGAAGAAUUCUUUUUUGUUUGUUUCAUUAUAGCUAGUUGAUAUCUGACAGAAGAUAGGCCCUUAUCCCAACUCAAGUAAGCUUCUGCCAUUUGAUUAGUGUUUUUUUUUUUUUUUUCUAACUUUUCUGCAUUGCAAGCUUUACUAUAUAUGGAGUCCACCUCCCCCCAGCAAUUUCAUUUGACCUGAGAUAUGAAUAUUGUUCAGAUGCAAUUUAUGCUUUGUAACUUGUAUUUGCAAAUGUUGCUUGAAACAUGUCAAAAAAAUAUAGAACAAAUAAUUGAACUUUUC